Messenger RNA from Labrus mixtus (cuckoo wrasse), 1210 nucleotides. RefSeq names its product calcium homeostasis modulator family member 6 (gene calhm6). The record is from RefSeq and is a predicted model, not a curated record. Lineage: Eukaryota; Metazoa; Chordata; Actinopteri; Labriformes; Labridae. The transcript is spliced from 2 exons. The coding region runs from base 45 to 1034 and encodes 329 amino acids. Gene Ontology annotation, molecular function: monoatomic cation channel activity.
GUGAAAGUGAGACCGUUAAAAACAGUGAGACAAUAAGCGCGGUGAUGGACAAGUUUAAGACUGUUCUGAACAUCGCAAACCAGCAGACCAACCUCGGGAUCGGGAUGGUGGCUCUGCUCACGGCCGGGGGGGAGCAGAUCUUCUCCUCGGUGGUGUUCAAGUGUCCCUGCAGCCAGGAGCUGAACUUUGUGUACGGGAUCGUGUUCCUGCUGGUGCCCGCGCUGGCCCUGCUGCUGCUCGGGUACAUCAUCAGUAAGAAGACGUGGAAGCUGCUGACGGGUCUGUGCUGCCGGCGCAAGGAGCGGUCGUGCGGCUGGAGGAAGCUGUUCGCGACCGGGACCAUCCUGUUCCAGAUCAGCACCACCGCGCUGGUGGCCCCGUCCUCCUGGAUCGCCGUGGCUCUGCUGAACGGGAACUACUUUGAGUGCGCGAUGACCGGGGUGAACGCCUCCAAAGCGCGCCUGUGCGCAGGGAAACCGUCCGCGGAGCAGUGUCAGAAGGAGCUGUUCAGGUUCCCCUGCGGGAGGGCGAUCAGCGGGGUCCCGGACGCGGACAAGGAUGAUGUGCUGCUCACCCUCAGGGCUCAGUCUCAGAUUAUGGGUUGGCUUCUUAUCGCCUCCAUCAUGUUGUCCAACCUGCUGCUCGGCUGCAUGGCUCGCUGCGCCUCCCCCAUCAGCUACCUGCAGCUCAAGUUCUGGAGGAUGUACGCUCAGGAGGAGAGUUGCAUGAUCGAUUCUUUCUCGGCCAAACACGCCAAGGAGCUCGCUGAGAGGAACCUGAAGAGCUUCUUCAACCGCACGCCGCCUGAAGACAUCCAAACCCCCUCCAAUAAGGACUGGGAGAAGAUCUCCUCCCUGUACAAGUUCAGCAACAAAGACCACUACUACAGCACCUUGCACCGCUACGUGGAGAGAAAGCCGGAGGUCGACGACUCGCUGAUGAGGAUGGCUUCAAUGAAGUCGGUUGACUCGGACCAUGGCGGUAUCAACCCUCCUGUUCUGGGUUUUGUAGAUGAAGGUCAGAUAGGGGUGUGAGGAGGUGUGAGGAGAUGUUCCACCUGGGGUCUGAGUCCCCCUGGAGUAGAUCUCAGGGUGAGGCUUUGUCUACUCUGAGGUUUAUCCAGACCCAAUCUGAUGGGAUUUUAUUAAUGAAAUUAGUUCAGUUGAUUUUCAUUUUUUAUAGCAACUCACUUUCUUUUCAUUGCAUCCUG